Molecule: messenger RNA, 612 nt
Organism: Ichthyophthirius multifiliis
Lineage: Eukaryota; Ciliophora; Oligohymenophorea; Hymenostomatida
Product: leishmanolysin family protein, putative
Exons: 1
Biological process (GO): cell adhesion; proteolysis
Cellular component (GO): membrane; cytoplasm
Molecular function (GO): metalloendopeptidase activity
Source: RefSeq, a predicted model, not a curated record
GUAGGACCUUCUCAUGGUUAAAUUACUUUUAAUUUGGGUUAAUUAGAAGAAAAAGAUUUAAAUGAAAAAUAUAUAUUUUAAGAUAUAUUAGAAAUAGUUAUCCAUGAAAUGACUCAUGUUUUGGGUUUUUCAGAACAUUCAAUACCUUUAUGGAUAUAAUCUGAUAAAAGUCUUUAUCCUAAACCUACUUUCAUAUAAAAAUUAAGGGGAAUUGAUGCUUUAUUUCUCAAAACGCCUAAAGUUUUGCAGUUUGCUCGUAAAUAUUUUAAUUGUCCUUCCUUAACUGGUAUACCUCUUGAAAAUUUAGGAGGCCAAGGUUCUGUAAAUUCACAUUGGAAAAACACAAUAAUUAAUACCGAAUAUAUGAAUUCAUAAUAAUAAUCUUUAUAAUCAUAUUUUAGUGGUUUUACAGCCAAUCUUUUAAGAGACACAGGCUUCUAUGAGAAAUAAAAGAAUCUAUGGAAGAGAAAUAUUCUAAGGAAAGGAGCAGCUGUCACACGUCACUGGUUAAUGUAUUCUACUAGAAAUGAAUUUUGUAUUCCUUCAAUUGAUAUAGAUUUUUGUGAUUUCUCCCAUAUUGAGCUUCAAUUUUUAUGCUGGUUAAUUUAAUGA